AUGUCGGACAUUGCAAAGAGGGAGUUCGAUGCGCUUGCCGUGGAUGGCAGCAACUACCUCACUUGGACUACCGAUGUCGAGAUCAAACUCGACAGCAUGGGUCUCGAUCAUACCAUUGUCCAGCCUGAAGGUGGCAAGGAUGAACGCACAAAACCUGAUAAAGCAAAGGCGUUGCACUUUUUGCGACACCAUCUCCACCCAGACCUGAAGUCUGAGUACAUGACAGAGAGGGAUCCACUGGUUUUAUGGCAGUCCCUGAAGGAGCGCUUCAGCCAGCAGCGGUCGAUUGUGCUCCUGAGGGCACAACAGGACUGGAUCACCCUGCGCUUCCAGGACUUUAAGUCUGUGGCAGCGUAUAACUCUGCUUUACACAGGAUUGUGACAAAGAUGCGUCUAUGUGGCCAGAAGAUCACAGACGCUGAUAUGAUCGAGAAAACUCUAUCCACCUUCCACCCCGGGAAUAUUGUACUGCAACAGCAAUACAGGAACUCAAAGUACACUAAGUACUCUGAGCUGAGCGAGGUAUUGUCUGUCGCUGAACAACAGAAUGAGGUUCUUAUGAACAACCAUUCUGUCCGGCCCACUGGUUCCAUGGCUGUGCCUGAAGCACAUGCCAAUGUUGCUGAGAGCUCUCGCAACAACAAAAGGGGCCGUGGAAAGGGAAAGUGGAAAUGGAAAAGAGGUGCCAUUUUCGAAGGCAACGGAAAGGGAAAGCCCAAGGGUAGAACCGAACCCAAGAAGGAAAAAGGUGACCAUAGCAGGGAGGAGCAAGGUGAAUGCUACAGAUGCGGGGCAAAGGGACAUUGGUUCCGUAAAUGUCGCACCCCCAGGCACCUGGUUGACCUUUACCAGCAGAGCAAGAAAGGAAAAGGUCAACAUGAGUCCCACUUCACCACUGAGCCAGAAGCUCAGGAGCGCGAUGACAUGAAUGUUGAUGGAAGCGGUGAAGACGUCCGAAUGGACGAAAAUGAGAACAACCUUCUUGAUGACAUCGACGUAUUUGGGGACCUACAGUAA
Molecule: messenger RNA, 1017 nt
Organism: Panicum virgatum (switchgrass)
Lineage: Eukaryota; Viridiplantae; Streptophyta; Magnoliopsida; Poales; Poaceae
Exons: 1
Coding region: 1-1017 (338 amino acids)
Molecular function (GO): nucleic acid binding; zinc ion binding
Source: RefSeq, a predicted model, not a curated record